AUGUAUCCUAAAUACAAAAUAUGUACUCAAAAUUAGAAAUCAUAAAAAGAUAGUUCGUAACCAGUUACAUUAAUGUAAAUAUACAUUAAAAUUUUCAUUUUUUUUUUUUUAGAAUAUACAAAAACGAGUACGAAUCAUUGGCACAAUAUAACAUAAUAUUCUAACAGCCGUGUUAGUCACUGUUUGGGUAAUGCCUCGAUUUGUAGCGUCUAUGGUAAUGAACAGGAUUGGCUGUAGAUGUAAUCACAAAACAGUUGUUUUCACAACAAUAUCAUUAAAAAGAAUCAAUUCGUUGAGUAUCAUUUACAAACAAACACAAAUGGAAAUAACUUUUAGAUGCUCAGAUAGAGAAUUUUUCUGUUUUACAUUUAGUUUUCCACGACGCGAAUAUUCCUGCACAAGAUACUGAAUAUAUAGCUUACAUAUGCAAACUUGUAUUUUCAAAGACAAAUUUGAUACAUGAAUAUUGCUCCGUGUAUGUAAUUACUUCCCUUUGUCUAGCAGCAUGCACGUGCCAAUGCAUAAUACAAUCAAUAAUCACCAUCCAGUCAUCUAAGAACGCACGAACUAACUGUUUUCCAAUAAAUGCGUCUUCCUACAUAUUAUGGAUAUCAUUUAUUAAUUCGCACGUGCAUACAAGACAACGUUACACAGGAAAAACUGUGUUUUCAUAGGUACUUUCAAAGAAAACUAAUAACUUCCUGGCUGCCAAGAAUUUACUCGUCUCUUCCUAGUGUGUGAAUUGAAACGUGUUUAGUAGAAUUCAUUAGACGUAGGGGUUCGCUGAGAUUAUGUCGAAACAAAUAACACCGGAAGAUGUAAUCCAGUUUACCUGGCUCAGUGUAGCUUUAAGCUUUUGUUGGCCACCUGCUGACAACAGCAGCAGGAGCCGCGAUAGUUACAAAAUAGCACAAAUCUGUAUUGUCAUCAACGCUUUCCUGAUCCUCCUGCCUUCGUUGUACUCCAUUUAUUUGUAUUUAGCCGAUAUAAGUUUUCACUUAGAGGCUCUCUUCAAAUGUAUCAACUUAACGAUAUACACCACGCAACUUAUUAUUCAAACUUGUGUAUGUUGGAAGAAGCGCGACUCGCUGCAGCGUAUAAUUGAUGAGAUGGUGAAAUGCAUUAACGAGGCGCAGAAAUUCGAAAGAGAUAUUUUCAUGGCACAUAUAGUAAAAUACAAUAUCAUUUACGUUGGUUACGUAGUAGCUAUAUAUGCGUCCCUGACCUUUUUUAUAUUUGGACCUCUAGUCUUACCGAUUCCAAUCCUAGUGGAAGUGGAGUAUCCGUUUCAAGUGAAUUAUACGCCAGUAAAUUUUAUCCUCUACUUGCAUCACAGCAGCGUGUGCCUCGCCGUUACUGCACAUUUAUGCAUAGGCGUGUUUGGUGCGCUCUUAAUGUGGUUCGCUGCCGUAAGAUUCGAAUGUUUAGUCGUGGAAAUUCAGAAAACUACGAACAUUCGUAUGUUAGUUGUUUGUAUUAAGAAACAAUUACACUUAAGAAGGUACGCCGAGGAAGUGGUUGGUUGUUUUCGCUUCAUAAUACUUUAUGUGUUGGGAAUGACAACGUUUACUAUAACUCUAUGUGGGAUUUUAUUAAUAGUGGAUUCACCAGUAACUACGAAAGUGGAGCUCCUCGACGCUAGUGCUUUCUGUCUCUUACUCACUUUCAUGUAUGCGUGGCCAGCUGAUUAUUUACAAGAUGCCAGCGUUAACGUUUCCAAAUGCGUAUACUAUAUGGAAUGGUAUAAACAACCACUAGAAAUGCGAAAGUACAUACUUACCGUGUUGGUCCAUCAGAAACCAGUGACACUUUCUGUCGGUUGCUUUCUGCCAGAGCUUAAUUUACGUUUUUAUUGUUCGGUAAGGCAAAUCAAUAUCUCCCAUGUCAAUCAUGAUCGUGAAUGGAUUAUCGAUAUUUAUGUACUAUCAUUCGUUUUGACAGUAUAUAUAUUUACAUACUUUCGUGCAUCCUUACUUGUUGCGUAUUUACAUACAUCCGAUAUAAGUGUGUAAUAAGUUCGAAGGCAAGGAACUGGGAAAUAAAUAUAUUAUCCUGUUAACCAGGUCGUCACUGAGUAAACAAAAUCUACGGUCGUGGAAAUAAAACAUAAUGAUGUCAUUUUGUUUGGUUUUGGAUCGCGUAAAUGUAAAUACGGGAUAGUUGAUAGAAAGGUUGAUAGGAAGAAAUAUGAAGAAAGCGCGCGGAAAAAUAUAGAGAAUCUUAAAUAAAGAUAUUAUGUUCAAGAGAUUAGCAAUUCGAGUGACUCGUUAUCUAGCUUCCCCUGAUUAACAGGUUAAUUACGAAUAAUACGUAUAUAAAUAACAGGUUGAUAUCAUUUCAGUUCGUGUCCAACGCCUUCUCCUUUUGCACUGCUUUGCGUACCAUGGUACAAGACCACUAAGUAUAUCCUAAAUACGUAAUAUGUAGUGAAGACUAGAAUAUGAUAAAAGGAUACUCAUAAAGAAAGAAAUUUGUUGUUUCAAUGAAAAUAUACAUUAAAACUAAUUAUUUUCAGGAUGCAUGCGCGCGAAAAAAAUCGUUAAUAUUGCUGUAAUAUAAUUUUGGAUACUAUAACAGCCGCGUUACUUACAUUAUGC
Messenger RNA from Bombus pyrosoma, 2597 nucleotides. RefSeq lists its product as uncharacterized. The transcript has 5 exons. Gene Ontology annotation, biological process: detection of chemical stimulus involved in sensory perception of smell; sensory perception of smell. The coding region runs from base 792 to 2012 and encodes 406 amino acids. Lineage: Eukaryota; Metazoa; Arthropoda; Insecta; Hymenoptera; Apidae. Gene Ontology annotation, cellular component: plasma membrane. The record is from RefSeq and is a predicted model, not a curated record. Gene Ontology annotation, molecular function: odorant binding; olfactory receptor activity.